Messenger RNA from Drosophila eugracilis, 1130 nucleotides. RefSeq names its product beta-1,3-galactosyltransferase brn. Gene Ontology annotation, cellular component: membrane. NCBI's taxonomy places the organism in Eukaryota, Metazoa, Arthropoda, Insecta, Diptera, Drosophilidae. The coding region runs from base 137 to 1105 and encodes 322 amino acids. Gene Ontology annotation, molecular function: UDP-glycosyltransferase activity; hexosyltransferase activity. The transcript has a single exon. The record is from RefSeq and is a predicted model, not a curated record.
CAUUUUUGUUUUACUUAUUUAUACAUAUGUUUUACUUUCAUUUUUAUUUAUUUAAAUAACCCAAUGUUUUAAAGUGAAGACAUCGCCCAUUCUUGGUAUUUUAGCAUAACGGUCACACUGUUAUUUUUGUUUUGCAAUGCAAAGUAAACACCGCAAACUUCUGCUGCGAUGUCUCCUGGCUUUGCCCCUCAUUCUGCUGGUGGACUACUGCGGCUUACUGACCCACCUACACGAGCUGGACUUCGAGAGGCACUUUCGUUACCCACUCAAAGAUGACACCAGCGCAUCCUCUGGACUGCAGAAAUUCUCCUACCUGCGGAUGCCCUCAUUCACGGUCGAACUGCAGGUGGAUCAGCCUCCUCGGCUCACUUUGAUGAUUAAGAGCGCCGUGGGCAAUUCUCAGCGGCGGGAGGCUAUUCGUCGGACUUGGGGUUAUGAGAGCCGUUUUUCAGAUGUCCACCUACGACGCGUGUUCGUUCUGGGCAAUGCUCAGGAGACUGAAAAGGACGUGGCAUGGGAGUCUCGGGAACAUGGAGACAUUCUUCAGGCAGACUUCACAGAUGCCUACUUCAAUAACACACUGAAAACCAUGCUCGGAAUGCGUUGGGCCAGCGAGAAUUUCAAUCGUAGUGAUUUCUAUCUCUUUGUGGACGACGAUUACUAUGUUUCGGCAAAGAACGUUCUCAAGUUCUUGGGCCGAGGACGCCAUAGCCACCAGCCGGAAUUGCUGUUUGCAGGACAUGUUUUCCAAACCUCACCGUUGCGGCACAAGUUCAGCAAAUGGUAUGUUUCAUUGGAGGAAUACCCCUUUGAUCGCUGGCCACCGUAUGUGACUGCCGGAGCAUUCGUGCUCUCCCAGAAGGCACUUCUUCAGUUGUAUGCCGCCAGUGUCCAUUUGCCCCUCUUCCGCUUCGACGACAUCUACCUGGGCAUUGUGGCCCUCAAAGCGGGGAUUUCCCUUCAACAUUGCGAAGAUUUUCGAUUCCAUCGGCCGACGUACAAAGGUCCUGAUAGCUAUAGUUCGGUCAUAGCUUCGCAUGAGUUCGGAGAUCCUGCGGAAAUGACACGAGUGUGGAACGAGUGUCGAUCCGCCAAUUACGCGUAGCGUGAAGGAUAAGCUUUCCCAUCCA